Molecule: messenger RNA, 986 nt
Organism: Panicum hallii
Lineage: Eukaryota; Viridiplantae; Streptophyta; Magnoliopsida; Poales; Poaceae
Exons: 1
Coding region: 142-795 (217 amino acids)
Source: RefSeq, a predicted model, not a curated record
CCGGCCCUCUCCAGUUUCCAAUUUGGAAACGGGAGGUUGCCCCGCCUCGCGGGAAUAGAAGCUUCCGACGAGCAGGUCGCCUCAUUCUUUCCCGGCAGGCAGAGAAAUAACUCUCCCCUCGCCGGGAUCCCGCCGGUGACAAUGGUAAGGUGGCCGCCGCCGCCGCCCGACGGCGCGCAGGCCUUCGGCCAUGACCCCAUCGCGCUGUCCUUCUUCGUGAUGUGCGUGGCCGCGACCGUGGCACUGACGUCGUCCAUGUGCUCGGCGUGCGGCCGCAAGGCGAAGCCGGCCGCCGAACCGGACCCCGCCGCGUCGGAGCAGCCGGCCGGGACGGGCUCCGUCUCUGGCGGCAGCCAGCAGGAGGCUGGCACCGAGGAGGACGACGCGGAGGUGGUGAGGCUGUCGCCGGAGCUAGCGACGCACGGGGCAAUCGACCCGGUGGCGCUGCCGUCGUCGACGUCGAAGCGGCGGCUGUCCGUGAGCAUGAGCAAGAACCUGAGCAAGAACAUCCCGGACAAGCUGCGGCUGAGCCGGCGGGAGCGCAAGGACCACCAGCACAAGGCGGAGUCGGAGGACACGCUGUGGAAGAAGGGCAUCAUCCUCGGGGAGAAGUGCCGGAUCCCCGGGGAGAGGGAGGCGGAGCAGGACGACGGCGUCGACCCCGCCGACGAGAUCACCGCCGGCAGCUUCCGGCGGACUAGCUACUCCCAGCCCAUGUCGCGGUCGAGCUCGUUCGCCGUGCAGCAGCAGCCGCCGCCGCGGCUCGACGCCCCGGCGCGCGCCUCGGAUUGUUGACGCUCCCGUAAUUCACCGAGAGGGGACGCUGCUGCGUGCGUAGGGGCAAAAAGGGGGGAGAUGCUGGUGCGAUUUCAAGCGCACUCGGAAUCUCGGAUUCAGGUGUGGCUGCUCUUUGACUUUGUCAUGUCAUGUCUCAUGGACGUUCGAUCCUUGUGAAAUUUUUUGGUCUGGAUGCAUUGAUGUUCUUU